GACGUAACUCCGUUGUUUGUUUCCCUUACUAAAUUUGUCUCUAUUCCGCUUUGGCUUUCACCAAUACACAUAUAUAUUUCCUCCAGACACUACCAGACUAAAUCAGAGCUACAGCGCUGCAUAAACGCUCUGCUUGUUUCUGCUACUCAUCUUCGUUUUUAAAGUCUCCCUCCCCUCUCAUUAUAUAUAAGCGUUUCUCUUCUUUUUUUUUUGAUCCUUUCCAGAUUACCGUUUUCUCAGAGCGAAGAUGCGUGCAGUCGACCGCUGCUUCAUUGUUAUCAGCGUGCUCGCCGUGCUAAGCUGCCUGUCCACCUUCACCGAGGCAAAGCUACGGCUUCCGUACACGACACCAGUCAUACAAACAAGCCACCCCGCCGUCGUGGAUCCCGAGACCGGAAAGGUAGCUGCCGUGCUCCCUGUCACCUUCACCGUGACCGUCGCCGACAGCUUUUCCUAUCCGGUUGAAUUGGUGGAUGGGAUUCACCUGAAGGGUGCCUCCAUUGUCCAGACUCACGUCUUCACAGGGGCGAGCAUCAAGCUUGUGUUCGACGUGCCGAACCCCGGUCUGGAUUUCGUGAUGAACGUGACGUCGGACGAGUAUCCGGUGGUUCAAGAUCAAUACGGCAGUCUGUGGAAAGCGGUAGAACCGUUGAGGCUCGAGGUAAUCAAGCAAGACACCAAAUUCAUCUACGACGUCGGAAGCGUUGGAAUGACGAGCUACCAGUCGCAGUCGGAGUCCGUGGAUACACCGCCUGGCGGCCCGCGGUACGACUACGAAUGCUACCGCACGAAAGCGUGCUGUGGUCUCAACUCCACGCACUAUCGAAAGUACGCACUGGUGGACAGCCCUGUGCCACCGUAUGCGUGCACGGACGGGGCAAUUACCUACGUAUCGUCUAACUUUUUGUUUCAACUGCGAGGUGUUCUGUUGGGUGGAGAUCUGUCAGAAAGCACAACCUGUAAGGUAACGGCGAACGAACCCAAAGGUGUCUCAGUAACGUGCUCAAAAAGUGCAUUAGCUACGUUUGAUGGUAUUACUGUAUCCCCGUCGUACUUUAAGCCGUCGUUUGGUUUUGCGCUUUGCCGACAAGGCUCGUCUCUCACGGAUCGGUCAUACGAGGCAUCGCCAGUACCAGUAACAAGCAAUGCUUUUUGUUCCACUAGUUGGUGCAUUGGGUAUACCCCCAAGAAUUACAUGAAUGAUCGCGUUAAGUGCCUCGAGUACCCAUUGGGCUAUUAUUCCUCAUUGGACGGAAACAACUCCAAUCAGUUCAGCUUCUAUGAAAGAAAAGCUGAGUCUCAAUGGGAGGUUGCUUUUUCUGAACUCGAAUGGAUCGAUGAUGUCGGGAUGUCUUCCUCCGCCACGAUUCAGAACAUCAGCUUCCAAGGUGACGUCCCUGCAUCCACCGGUUGGACCCUCACGUACGCAGACUUCCCCUUGCCGCUCACCAACACGUUGCAGCCGCUCUUCCCGAUCGGACGUCCCACCCGCGUUACAGCGCGCUUUAACGAUGCAACGUCUCCCACAGCCGUCGUUGUCACUGUUGAGUACGUUUCCUUCUCGAACUUCACAGGAGCCAACUGGACUAUACAGACGUGCGUGGGUACUUUCUGCGGCUCUUCCCAGUAUCCCGCCGCAGCGGACACGAACCGCUAUCCAACACUCAUCAACGCGACGGUGCACCUCUCAUCGCUUGACCGCACUCCGCAACUGCUGCCCUCUGAAGUCGUCGUGACGGUCACCUGCGAAACGACCCCGACCACUAACCCUUUUCACACGCUUCUCAGAUCGUCCACUGUCACUGUGGACGCCGCCAUCGAACCGCCAGCGACGCAAACAGUGAAGGCGAGUCUCGCGCGUGAACCGCAGCAGAAGGUGCCGUCGCCCUACGCCGCGUCCCUCGGUGCGAGCUCCACCGUUCGUAUCAUCUGCCAGGGCGACUACCGAUUCUCCACCGCGGCAGGGACGUGUGUGCCACUCACCGAUCGAGAGUGCGCCGUCAAGUAUCGUGGCCGCCGCAUCGUCUUCAACACCACCACGAACGCGUGCUUCUGUCGCGCACCGAGGCUGACGAGUCCGCUGAUUACCGCCCCCUGCCCGAUCCGCUGCCUCCACCGAAGUUCACAGAAGAGAGCAUCCGCGAGCUGA
Molecule: messenger RNA, 2149 nt
Organism: Leptomonas pyrrhocoris
Lineage: Eukaryota; Euglenozoa; Kinetoplastea; Trypanosomatida; Trypanosomatidae
Exons: 1
Coding region: 248-2149 (633 amino acids)
Source: RefSeq, a predicted model, not a curated record